UGACUUUGCUCGACUGUCAUAGCAUCAGUGUCACUGCAAUGCAAAGGUGUUGCGAGAAAAACCAACAGAUUGAGAGUUUUGCGUGCAAUUCAAGGGCGUUGGACUAUUCGAAAUUUCUACAUCUGCUACCAAAUUUGAAGGAGCUCGGAUUAACUUAUGACUCCGAAAUGUUGGAAAAGAAUUUUCUACCAAUGUUGCAGUCACUACGCAAAUUGGCUCUGGACUGCGUCGAAAAUAUCAACAAGGUUCUACUGCCGAUAACGUUGAAUGGCAAUGUUAAUCUCGAAGAAUUGGAGCUGAGCAAUGUAGUGGUCGAUGAGAACACGUUCGAGAUACUGGCAAAAUUCAGUGAAUUACGACGAUUGAUAAUCAUUUCCAGACGCACAUGCAGCUUUCCCCCGACCUGUAUAUUCCCACCGAAACUACAAAGUAUUGUGCUGCAUAAGUUUUAUAUUUGUGAACGCCGAUUCGAUACACUGGUAGAGCAUUCAAUACCGGACCUUAAAUUUUCUGCUUGUAUUUAUGAAGGAGCAAUGGAUGAGUGGAUUGAGAAACGCAAUAAACGUGAACACCAAAAACUCCCCAUACAGUUGAUCAUUACUAAGGACCGCACUGAUGAGACCACUUCGACGAUAAACUUGAACAACUUCUCAGACUCUGAUUGCGCUUACAAUCGUAGCAGGCUUUCUUUCCCCGCUUUGAAUAGGAGUUGUCUUACUGACAUCGAACUGGAGGUUGACACGUACAACAACAAUGCGGUUAACCCUUUCCGAGCAAAACUUUUUAUGUUUGCUAGAGAAACUGGAAAAUUUUUGCGCAGCGCCUUGAUAUUGUACUCUGUUUACGUUGUAUUGAAGGACUUGUUUAAAUUUUGGCUGAAACUAUUCAACAGAGGAUGAAAUAGCAUCAACCACGACACCGGAUGCGAAUAUAGCAUCAACCACGACACCGGAUGCGAAUAGCUACACAACACGGUGCAUGCUAUUUGACAUCGGUGUCGAAUAGCCACUCAACACGUUGCAUGCUAUUUAAUACCGAUGUCGAUAUUUUGUCCGUUCAUCAACACAGUCCGGCCGCCAAAUUUAUUUCUGGUUCCCAAAAUUAGGUGUCGAAUAGCAUCAGCUGUGUUCUUCGA
Molecule: messenger RNA, 1135 nt
Organism: Bradysia coprophila
Lineage: Eukaryota; Metazoa; Arthropoda; Insecta; Diptera; Sciaridae
Source: RefSeq, a predicted model, not a curated record